Messenger RNA from Herpailurus yagouaroundi (jaguarundi), 2077 nucleotides. It is a transcript of the gene LIPI, whose product is annotated as lipase I. The transcript has 11 exons. Gene Ontology annotation, biological process: lipid catabolic process. Gene Ontology annotation, molecular function: glycerophospholipase activity. The coding region runs from base 332 to 1597 and encodes 421 amino acids. NCBI's taxonomy places the organism in Eukaryota, Metazoa, Chordata, Mammalia, Carnivora, Felidae. The record is from RefSeq and is a predicted model, not a curated record.
GGACGGACGACGGGAGCGCGCGCGCCAGGGGCGGAGCGAGGUAGGGGCUACGCCCCCCGGCGCCCCGCGGGGCCGCCCAUCAUGCCGCUCCAACGCCCUGGUUCCGGCCGGGACCGAGGGGGUUUCAGCCCAGGCAGCAUGUCCUGAAGGUCUUCCCUGAAGUCUGCACUCUAGAUUAGCUGGCGGUCCUGCUGUGUGGUGCCAUAGUUUCAUAGAUACGCCUUUUUCAAGCCCUCCUCACUGUGAAUUGCUAUAAGAGAAUAAAAGACCAUGCCUUGAAUUCUCUCAGCUAAACAUAUUGCAUUCCAUCAAAGAUUUGUUUUCUCCCCAAAUGGACAUUGUUUUGAUGAUGUAUACAAGAAACAAUCCUUCCUGUGCUGAGCCACUGUUUGAGCAGAAUAACUCACUUAAUGUUAAUUUCAAUACAAGCAAGAAAACAGUCUGGAUUAUUCAUGGAUACAGACCAAUGGGCUCCACUCCUAAAUGGCUUCAGAACUUUCUAAAGGUUUUGCUGAAUCACGAGGAUCUGAAUGUAAUUGUAGUAGACUGGAACCGGGGUGCUACAACUUUUAUUUACAACAGAGCAGUUAAAAACAUCAGAAAAGUUGCUGCUACUUUGGGUACAUACAUUCAGGUUCUUUUGAACCAUGGAGCGACUCUUGAUAAUUUUCAUUUCAUAGGUAUGAGCUUAGGGGCUCAUGUUAGUGGAUUUGUUGGAAAGAUAUUUCAAGGUCAACUUGGAAGAAUUACAGGUCUUGACCCAGCUGGGCCAAAGUUCUCUGGACAGCCAUGUGAUCUCAGAUUAGAUUACACUGAUGCAAAGUUUGUGGAUGUCAUCCAUUCUGAUAUCAAUGGUUUAGGCAUUAAUGAACCUUUGGGACAUAUAGAUUUUUAUGCAAAUGGAGGAAAAAAGCAACCUGGCUGUCCCAAAUCCAUUUUUUCAGGCGUUGCAUUUAUUAAAUGCAGUCACCAGAGAGCCGUUUACUUGUUCAUGGCAUCUUUGGAAACAACCUGCAAUUUUAUUUCAUUUCCUUGUCCUUCAUACAAAGAUUUCCAUGCUGGUUCAUGUGUGGACUGUGACGACUUCAAGGAAAAAUCAUGUCCUAGGCUAGGUUAUCAAGCUGAGCUAUGGAAAGAUGUUUUAAAAGAAAGAAAAGAAAAAAGAUUUCUCAGGACCACUGUGUUUUUGGAUACUACUGGCACAAAACCAUUUUGCAGCUAUUAUUUUGUUCUCAGUAUAACUGUUCUGGAUAACAAUAUGAAAAAUGGCUGUAUUACAUUUAAGUUAUUAAACCAGCUUGGAAUGGUUGAAGAGUCAAGGGUCUAUGAGAAGAACAGAUCAUUUUAUCAACUUCAAGAAGUCAAGAUUCUUGCUCAGUUUUCAAAUGAUGUUGUAAAUAUUUCAGGCAUUGGUUUGGGAUAUUUUCAGAGCUCAAAUUGGCAAUGUUUCCAAUGUAAUUACAACAUCCACCGAGUCAUGGUACAAUCACUUACCUAUCCAGAAAGACCACCACUUUGCAUAUAUAAUUUUGUUCUUAAAGGAAAUGAGGAAUUAUUUCUCAAUCCAAGCACAUGCACAUCAGGAUUUGGUUUGUGAUUAAAGAACUUGUAAAUGGGGACAAUGUAAUCAGCAUUUCUUUAUGAAGGCAUUGUUCAAUCUGGGAUUCACAUAUUUCUACUUCCUGAAUAAAUUUAAAAAUAAAAAAUAUAGAAAAAUGUUAAAAUGCAUAUAGUAAAGCAUUCUGAAUAUAUUCUAAAAGCUAUUUAUCUCUGUUUACCUCAAUCAAAUGUUUAUCAUUAAAUGUUUCCCUUAAUUACUUAAUAGAUAAUAUAUCUUUAGAAAAAAGAGAAGCCUAUUGUUUCAAUACACUGUCUAAACUAUCAUUUUCUACUUGUCAAACUGCAGUCAUAAAAGAAGUAUUUUUAAUUGUAAAUUUGUCACUUGGAGAAGUCACUCGGAUUAAUGUAAAUUUGGUAAACAUAAAUACACCUUGUGUUUAGUGAUCUAUUUGGCAUUUAGAGAUAUAUUUGAUUUAUUUGGCACUGUAAAUAAAUUUAUUUCUGUGGAGCACAGUAA